Messenger RNA from Urocitellus parryii (Arctic ground squirrel), 2668 nucleotides. It is a transcript of the gene Tspyl2, whose product is annotated as TSPY like 2. Gene Ontology annotation, cellular component: nucleus. NCBI's taxonomy places the organism in Eukaryota, Metazoa, Chordata, Mammalia, Rodentia, Sciuridae. Gene Ontology annotation, biological process: nucleosome assembly. The record is from RefSeq and is a predicted model, not a curated record.
AUGGACCGCCCGGAUGAGGGGCCUCCGGCCAAGACCCGCCGCCUCAGCGGCUCGGAGCCCCCUCAGCGCGAUCCGCCGCCGCCGCCUCCCCCGCCGCCGCCACCGCCGCUCCUGCGACUGCCUCUCCCUCCACCCCAGCAGCGCCCGAGGCUCCGCGAGGAAACCGAGGCGGCACAGGUGCUGGCUGAUAUGAGGAGGGUGGGACUGGGCCCCGCGCUGCCCCCACCGCCACCCUAUGUCAUUCUUGAGGAGGGGGGGAUCCGCGCGUACUUCACCCUGGGUGCUGGUGGUCCCGGCUGGGAUCCUGCGAUCGAGUCAGGGUAUGGGGAGUCGCCCCCUCCCACAGAGAGCCUGGAAACACUCCCCCCUUCCGAAGCCUCUGGGGGGAGCCUGGAAAUUGACUUUCAGGUUGCAGAGCCCAGCAGCCUUGCAGGAGAGAAGGCCCUAGAAACCUGUAGCUCAGGGGGGUGGGGGCCCCAGAUGUUAGUCGGUCCAAAGAGGAAGGAGGAGGCUGUCAUCAUAGUGGAAGAUGAGGAUGAGGAUGAAAAGGAAAGUGUGAGGAGGAGGAGGAGGCGGCGGCGGCGGAGGAAGCAGAGGAAGGUGAAGGAAAGCAAAGAGAGAAAUGCUGAGAGGAUGGAAAGCAUCCUGCAGGCACUGGAGAGCAUUCAAAUGGACCUGGAGGCAGUGAACAUCAAGGCAGGCAAGGCCUUCCUGCGUCUCAAGCGCAAGUUCAUCCAGAUGCGAAGACCCUUCCUGGAGCGCAGAGACCUGAUCAUUCAGCACAUCCCAGGCUUCUGGGUCAAAGCAUUCCUCAACCACCCCAGAAUUUCAAUCUUGAUCAACCAACGAGAUGAAGACAUUUUCCGCUACUUGACCAAUCUUCAGGUACAGGAUCUCAGACAUAUCUCCAUGGGCUACAAAAUGAAGCUAUACUUCCAGACAAACCCUUACUUUACAAACAUGGUGAUCGUCAAGGAGUUCCAGCGCAACCGCUCGGGCCGGCUGGUGUCUCACUCCACCCCUAUUCGCUGGCACCGGGGCCAGGAACCCCAGGCCCACAAUCGCAGGAACCAGGACACCAGCCACAGCUUCUUCAGCUGGUUCUCAAACCACAGCCUCCCAGAAGCUGACAGAAUUGCUGAGAUUAUCAAGAAUGACCUGUGGGUUAACCCUCUACGCUACUACAUGAGAGAAGGGGGCUACAGGGCAAACAGAAAGAAGCAAGAAGAGAAGGAAAGUAAAGCCAAGGAUGAAUUUGAGAUGGUGAUCAUGGAAGACGCUAAUGACUAUUAUGCCAUGGGAGACGUUCUCAGCGAGAUCUCAGACAUUGAUGAGACCACUGACAAUGAGACUAUUCAUGACAUCAAGAUUUCUGACUUCAUGGAAACCACCGACUACUUCGAGACCACUGACAAUGAGAUAACUGACAUCAAUGAGAGCCUGUGUGACAGUGAGAGCCCUAACCACAUUGAGAACCCCAACAAUGAGAUCGCUGACAGUAGUGAGAGUGCUGAUGAUGAGACCACUUACAACAAGAGUACUGAUGACAAUGAGAGCACUGACGACAAAAAUGAGAAUCCUGAAAACAAUGAGAAUCCCAACAAGAGUGUUGAUAGUGACAACAAGAACCUGGACAGUGACAACCGAGGCAUCAGUGGCAACCUUGCCAUCAGUGCCAACAACCAGGACACCAGUGAUAGUGACAACGGAGAUGAGGGCAGUGAUGAUGAAGAUAAUGAUGGCAAUGAAGGUGACAAUGAGGGUAGUGAUGAUGAUGGCAACGAGGGUGACAAUGAGGGAAGUGAUGAUGACGACAGAGACAUUGACUACUACAAGAAUGAUAUUAACAUCUUUGACAAGGAUCAGGAUAACAGCUCCAACCAGGAUGACUACGAGGAUGAGGUAGAGAUCAUCUCUGAAGACUCAGUGGAAGAAGAGGAGGAGGAGGGCAGUGAGGAAGGCAGUGAGCAAAGCGAAGACAGCUAUGAGGAGGAAGGAAGUGAAAUCGAUUCAGAAGAUUCUGACAUUGAGGAGGUGCUUCAAGUCCCAAACGCUUGGGCCAACCCGGGGAAGAGGGGGAAAACCGGAUAAACAUCUUACCCUUUUGGGGGGUCUCUUCUCUGUGUCCCCCUCCUCCUGUCCCGUUUCCCACCCCCUCAGCUAGGGCCAUGCGGCUCCACAUUGCACUUCUGGGGGGUGACCGACUUCGUACACGGGUUUAAAGUUUAUUUUUAUGGUUUAGUAAUUGCAGAGUUCUUAUUUUGGGAGGGGGGAAGGGAGAUUCUCCCCCUUUUUGGCCCUCCUCCUCCCGCAGGCUUCUGUGUGCUGCUAAACGUAUUUAUUGUGAUGCCUUGGUCAGGGCCCCUCUAGCCCCCUUCUCCUUGUUAGUGUUGGCCCCAGCCCCUCUUCCUGUGGAGUGGACACCCUGAUCCCAAAGCGGAGAGGGUCCUUGUGGCCUUCAUCGCAGCUGUGCAGUAGCCUUGAAGGCUCUGUUGCCACCCUGUUCUACCAAGUCUCUCUCUUUCCAUCCUUUUCUUCUUCCCUCCCCCCUCACCGUGCCGCUAGCCCGCCUAGGUGUCUAUGCAAGGCCGCUUUGCCAUUGCGGUAUUCCUGUCCCCGCUCCCCCAGAAGUCCCGCCUCUUUUCCCUGUGAACCCUGAUGAUCCUAA